GCCGAAGUAGAUCAGACGAAGAAGCUAUUAUGAUGGGUAAAGAAUAUAGAAAUUUUGUCUAUUCUUUGCUAUUAGAUAAUAAUAUAAAAGAUCUUUUGGCUUCUGACUUAAAAAUAAACUGGAUUUGUGACGAGUGGAGACAAUGUUUUAUUGAUGAUGGACGGGCACCACAUAUAUAUAAUCUGGCCAAUGCCAAACCAAUGACUACAAACAACCUUACUAAACAUUCAUUAGUUCAAAAUGAACUUGGUGAAACCUUAUUUAAUAUGGGUUUGGUAACAUAUUGGAAUAUGCGUACAAUCAAACAUAAGCAAUUUCCACGCAAAAAACUAAUUGAU
Racocetra persica is the source of this 338-nucleotide messenger RNA. The record is from the annotation of a GenBank genome assembly. NCBI's taxonomy places the organism in Eukaryota, Fungi, Glomeromycota, Glomeromycetes, Diversisporales, Gigasporaceae.